Messenger RNA from Aureobasidium uvarum, 1788 nucleotides. NCBI's taxonomy places the organism in Eukaryota, Fungi, Ascomycota, Dothideomycetes, Dothideales, Saccotheciaceae. The record is from the annotation of a GenBank genome assembly.
AUGGCCGGCGUGAUCGAGCAGCUGGAUGCUCUCAUUGCAAACACUCUUUCCGCCUGGAAUCUCUACACCACCCUGAUUGCUUUGGCUUUGUUUGCAUUUGUAGCAUAUCCCCUCAUCUUUUGGGCCGAGCCCGAUACUCAUCCUCUGCUUCUUGCCCGCCAGGCCGCUGCUUCUCCUGUCCGUCAGCCCCGCGAGUCUGCCGUCUACCGCUCAACUGAAGUUCCUCACGGCUACGCCUUGAAGACCGGCCUCUCAGUCCGCGAGCCCGGUGCCCCCAAGUGGACUGCCGGUAGAGAUGGUGAUCUCAGAGACGUUUGGCGUGAGGCUGUCGGUUCCUCGUCAGCCAAGGCCACCAUCUCGUCUGUCCAUGGAAGUGACGCUCCUGUCGAGCACGACCUUGCCCAUCUCUCCAAACUCAUCAACAUCAUUGGCUCCCAUUUGCAAAAGUCAGGUGUCCAGAGGAUUGCCAUCUACUCACCAAACUCGGUCGAGUACCUCGUCACCAUCUUCGGUAAGAAGUACUACGUUGUUCCUUGGUGCCUUGUAGCUAACAGUAUUCAANNAGCAUGUUCGUUCUAUGGCCUGACCCCUGUUCUUGUUCCUUUCAAUCAGGACCAUGCUGUGGUUUGCGAGCUUCUCGAACAAACACAGGCUCAAGCCGUAAUUGCUACUGCUGGUUCUUUGCCCCUUGCCAGUCUCACUGAAGACGUUUCAUCUUUGCGUCAAGUCAUCUGGGUCACCGAUUCUGCCAACAAGCACAUGGACUGGCAAGGUGCCCCUGAACACGAGACCAAGGGCAAGCUUGCUGUGUCUGUCUGGGACAAUCUUCUGGUGGAAGCUUCCUCGACAAGUAGCGAACUGCCCAAGAAUGACGAGAGUGUUGUUCCUGGCAACUUAAUCUUCCUCUGGCAAAAGAGUUCUAAUACUCCUGCCAAGGUGACCGAGUUCACUCAGAAGGUACAAAGCCAAAGUCCGCGAUACUUUGAAACCACUUACUUACAACAUGCANNGAACAUGGUCGCUGCCAUUGCCGCUUUAAUAUCAGCCUUGCCCCUGCGUCAGCGUCUGGGCACUUCGGAUCUUGUGUUGCCGGCUGACUCGUUCAGUCAUUCCUAUGUCUUGUCGCUGACCAUGGCCGCACUCUUCAGUCACAGUUCUUUGGCCAUCAACUCUGUUGCUAGCAGCGGCGUCGAUCUUGCUCUUGCUUCUCGCGGUGUGGCGCCUACAGUACUCAUCGCUUCAUCGCAGUCUCUUGCGACCCUGCACCAGACUCACGUGUCCGGAGCGUCUUCUGGCCUUCAGAAGUUUGUACACUCAAAUCAUGGUCGUGCUCUCGCCGCUGGUCGCAUGCCUGAGGGGGACAUGUUGUACCGACUGUUCGCUCCUAAGGGCAAGGCUAUCGGCACUUCACCUGGCAAGCUGCGUCUAAUUCUCGCUUCUGAGAGAGCGGGCAACGAGACCGAAACGUUGAGCAGUGCUGCCCUCCGUGAUCUUCGCAUAAUCACACGCUCUAGAAUCUGCUAUGCUCUGACGGCUCCCUCGGUGGCCGGCGCUGUUGCACAAACCAACAUCUACGACUACAGGCACGAGGACCGACCAGGACACAGCCACUUUGGUGCGCCUCUGAGCAGUGUCGAGAUCAAGCUCGUGGACAAGGAUGAUAGGAAGGUCGACGGUAGUACACCAUCAGGCGAGAUUGUCGUCUCUGGUCCUGCUGUUGUUGGAGGUGAAAGUAACCUUGGAGUGAGGGGCGUCUUCCGCGAGGACUGCACCUUGGGUUAUGCGUAA